AUGUCUCGUAAAGGAGGAACGGUUUGUGUCGUUAGGGGGUGUUCCUCAAGAACUGGCGGAGAUACAAGUCUCUUUUCAUUUCCAAAGGAUCCUGUAAGGGCUGAAUGUUGGCUGAGGAAAUGCAAUAGAGAAGAUUUACUAGAUAAAAGUGUAGAUGCUCUGCACAGAAACUUUAAAGUGUGUGAAAAACAUUUUGAGAAUAAAUAUAUAACUCAAGCUGGUGGAACUCGUAAACACCUAUUUCAACAAGCAGUUCCUACCAUAUUCCCUCAUGGUUCCAAGCAUUCCUUGGAACUUGAAGUUGAUAACUCUGAGGAACGUCCCAAAAAAGUUACCCUCAUAUCUGGUGAGUAAUCUUCAUAUAUAAUCAAUUCAUUAUAGUGAUAAUUAUAAAGCAUAUGUUGAUAAUCAUGAGAGUUUUGUCACAGUAGAGAGCUAAAGUUUUGUGUUUAGUGUCCCAUUUUGAUUCAAUUAAUUUUAUUACACCAAUUUCAUCACAGGAGUUUUUUUUUUGUAUUUUUUCGAGUGAAAAAGGAACAAAAGAGGAAGACAAACUUAAAAAAAAGAUUACUGUUGCAUGUUCUGAUAAUGAUCUAUUAUUUCCAGAUAUCAGAAUUAAUACUUCUGAUUUUACAAUUCUUCAUGUUGGAAUGCCAUCACCAGCUACAACUUCCUCAUCAGUUCCCUCCGAAGCAGCUCAAAAUAUUUCAGGUAGUUAUAUUGUGUAUUCAUUAAUAAAUACAACAUAAUUGAUAUUAUUUUUUCAUAAUUCAAUCAGGUAGCAUGUUAAAAAUGUAUUUCUUCCAGGCACAGAGCAAGUCUUGGAUGUCAUUCCAGUUUCUGUGACACCUUCUGGUAGUUGUGAAGUAUCCACUCCAUCGAGGUCAACUGAAACAUCAACUCCGUCUUGCAGCUAUGAAGCAUACACUCCAUCUAGGUCAACUCAAACAUCAGCCAUUUUGAGUUCUGGGACUCCAAGAAAGUUGAAACUUCGUGAAAAGCUUAAAGCUAUCAGAAAGAGAAAGUUUAUAGAGAAAUCUUGCCAUAGAGGACUUCAAUGUGAUGUGCGACAGAUUUCUGGAUGGUCCUUUGUCAGGAAUUGUGAAAGCACAAGCUAAAUUGAAAAACGUUAAACCUCUAGCAAGAAGAUAUUCAUCCGAGUACAAACAAUUUGCCUUGACUCUCUAUUUCUUGGGACCACGAGCAUAUUUUUUUUUUUUUUUAGUUAUUAUGUCUUCCAUCAAAAAGAUGUUUGGAAAAUAUGACCCAAAAACUGACUUUCAAACCAGGCUUCCAAAAUGAAGCAAUAUUUAAAUCCUUGGAGAUAAAAACACAGACCAUGUUAGAUCAGGACAGGCAUUGUAUUAUAUGCAUUGAUGAGAUUUCUCUCAAAGGUAACCUGUACUACCAUACAGGACGAGAUGAAAUUGUUGGACUUCAUGAUGUAGGAAAUGGCAAUAAACAAUCAUCAAUUGCUCAAAAUGCCUGUGUCAUUAUGGUUAGAGGUCUUUAUAACAACUGGAAACAACAGAUAGCAUACUUUUUUGUCAACACACAAUUCUGUGCAAGAGAAUUACUUUCUGUGAUUGAAGAGUGUAUAUUGAGAUUAUUCGGAGCUGGUUUAUAUGUGGAUGCGCUUAUCAGUGAUAUGGGUUCCAAUUUUGUUCAAUUAUCUAAUAUUCUUGGAGUCACACCUAGUAACCCUGAAUUCAAAGUGGGUGAUAAAAAUGUUAUAUAUUUAUUCGAUACGUGCCAUUUGAUAAAGGCCACAAGGAAUAAUUUGUUGCAAAAUGUUUUUUAUUUUGAUGAGAAGAAAACGUCAUGGUCCUUCAUAAAUAUGUUUUAUCAACAAGACAGAAAACAGACAUAUAGAUGUGCACCUAAGCUUACUUCCUCACAUAUUUGUCCCACAAAUUUUGAAAAAAUGAGGGUUAAAUUCGCUACUCAAGUUCUGAGUAACACAGUAGCCAGUGGAAUGAAUACUUAUGUGAG
Messenger RNA from Phaedon cochleariae (mustard beetle), 1992 nucleotides. NCBI's taxonomy places the organism in Eukaryota, Metazoa, Arthropoda, Insecta, Coleoptera, Chrysomelidae. The record is from the annotation of a GenBank genome assembly.